Rotaria socialis is the source of this 384-nucleotide messenger RNA. NCBI's taxonomy places the organism in Eukaryota, Metazoa, Rotifera, Eurotatoria, Philodinida, Philodinidae. The record is from the annotation of a GenBank genome assembly.
AUGUCACGUAACUACAGUGCUUCGCAAUAUGAAAAAUCAUUUUCACCUAAAGUUUUACAAAUGUAUCAAGUACCAAAAGAUCCGCAACCAGGCGUGCAUCCAAAAGCAACAAUGUCAUUGAAUGCUAGUAGUUUUGUGGCUAAUGGACGUGGUCAUAUUUUGCCGGGUAUAACAAAAUCAAAACGAUCACCAUUUGGCGAGUUCGUUGGAACUUGGGAUUUACCAAAAAAAAUACCGGGACCUUAUCAUGUUCAUCCAAUGGGACGAACAGAAAAAAAUUUCAAUGCGCUAUGUUCACAACGUGAUCAAACAAUUCAAGAGAUGGAAAAAGCACGUGUUUAUGCUAAGGAAGAGUCAUCUGUUCAUCGAACUUCAGACAAAUAG